Messenger RNA from Aphanomyces invadans, 1525 nucleotides. RefSeq lists its product as hypothetical. The transcript has 3 exons. NCBI's taxonomy places the organism in Eukaryota, Oomycota, Saprolegniomycetes, Saprolegniales, Verrucalvaceae. The record is from RefSeq and is a predicted model, not a curated record. The coding region runs from base 9 to 563 and encodes 184 amino acids.
GUUUUGCCAUGGGACUUCGGAGUCGCAAACGCCGCUUCGCGGGCAUUACCCACGACGACGCGUUCGACGUGGAGACAUCCAGCUACACCUCGACGUCGCCCUUGAGCGAUCACCUGCGCCAGUCGCAGGACAACGUGGAUGCGUUCAACCAAUUCUGGAAGCAAAUGAUUGCCGCCUUGGCGUAUAUGUUGGCCGUGUACGAGCUGUAUGUGCUGUUGACGACGGUGGCGUCGAACACCGCGGAGACCGCAGGUGUCCUUGCUGUGCUUGUCUUGAUGAAGCUGGUGUCAUGUGCUGCCAUCUACUCUGUCAAGGAGCUCGUCUUGGCGACUGGUACAGGGCACUCAUUGUGCUUUUCUCUGUGCGUUGUCCACACGGGGAUGUGGUUGCUAUUGCGUGUGUACGGCGUCGCCUCUACUUUCAUCCGAAACUCCAUUCCGUUGUGCGCCGUGUACUAUGUGUGUGCGGCCAUGACUGUGUGGUUCAUUGGGAACAACGUCAAGUCGGAACUCGCGCGAGCAGAGCAACUCCAGCAACUCGUGGCAAAGUUUGCCACCGAAUAAAGAAUUCUCAAAUAAAGGCGCGACGUGGUCCCAUUCCGUCAGCGAUAACUUCCUCGACCUCUGCCGCGUCCACGGCCACCGCCGCCCGAAUAAUUGUUGCUAUACCGCGACGACCCGUACCCGGGCGAGACGUCAUCGUUGGCGGUCUUUUCUUCAUCUGCUUCGGUGACCUUGGAUUCGGUGGGAUUUCGCCCUUCCGGCUCAAUUUGAAACCCGCGUUGGGUGAGGAUUGUAGUCAACCGAGCUAAAGUGGCCGCCCCGCCGCUUUUCACGUCCUGGCGAGCCAUCGAUCAGCUCAAGAAUCAACAUAAUGCUGAACGUACCCGACUCAGGAUGGGCACGACUGCCGACUCAACGACACUUGCGAGCUUGAGAAACUGCGACUUGUAUUGGCGAUGCAACUCGAACCCGGCGACCUCAGGGAAUUUGCUCAGUGCGAUGGACGUAUCUGAAAAAGCGCUACCUCGAAAGCAGAGAGCAAGACGGGGGCCGUCAUCGCAUGUGGCGCCGAGUUCACGACCCGCGCCAUCCACCUCCACGCGUCUGCAAUGGUCAGGUGUGUUGACUGGGGCUGGCGGUCAUACGGGUGGGUCUACCAUGUUGCGUGAGCAUACGUUGAAACAUGCGAUCGAUCGACGUACCUGCAUGACAGCCAUGACCAAGGCGACGGCCAUCGCCAUGCGUUGUGUGUAUUUUUCAAACGCUUCAAACGUUCCUUUGGCCUCGUCGCGCUCCAUGCCAAUCGACACUCGAUAUUCGUCGUCCGUUUGGCCUUCCGUUCGCACGGGCACGAGAGGAAUCGUGUACGGGCAUAUCUACGCCAAAGCAGUCCUUACUGGACUUGCGCAUCGGUCGACGCGGUGAAAAUGGUACCGUGUGCAUGUGGGCCAAGAAGAUAUCGGUCAACUCGGGUGUGUGGACACAGCACAUGGCCACGACGUUGGCGAUGGGAAAGCACGAGC